GUCAAUUAACAAUACCAUUUUAUUUGUUUAUUAUUUAUUAUUAUUAGUUAAUUUGUUUUUAAUUUUACAACAAACAAUUAUGGAAGGUAAUUUUGUGCUUGCAGAAUACUCUAGUAAUAUAAAUAGUGUAAUUAAACAAACUUUUCAGUCCAUGCAAAGAAUCAAGCUUACAUGUUUCGAUGCGUCGCCGCACUACCUUAUUUUUGGCGCCACUAGCGGCGGAAUUUAUAUUUUCCAAUGUUGCCAGUUUGUGAAAUUAAUCCCUAGUAAAGAAGGUUCUGCUAGUCUGAUUGCAAUUUCCAAAGACGAGCACAAUGUCGCUGUUGCCACUUCUAGAGGUUUAAUACUUGUUCUCCAGAAUUUUCUAGAAGAUUCUAGCAAGUAUCAGGUUUUUAGUGAGCACGAAAUGCGCAACGUUACUUAUUUUAAGUGGCAUAAAAAUGAGCUUUACGUUGGGGAUGACAGAGGAAAAGUAUCUAUAAUUAAUGCUUCAUUUCAAACGACAAAAUCAAUAUUCCAACUACCCACAGCCACUUUGAUGACUCUAGAUUCUGCAAUCGUCCAAAUAGACACUUACCGAAGCUUUUUACUCAUAUCAACCAAAACCAAAACCUAUUUGUGCAACACCGAACAAGAGCGCUUUAUACAAAUAGGUAAAAAGCUUAGAGACGGUUAUUAUGGGGCAUGUUUUUCAAAUAAUCACAAUGACACUGAUGAAAUACCCAUAUUGAGCACCAAAAGCAAUAAUUAUGAAUCAGUAAAUGAAUUAUUAUCAAAUUGCAACGACUCAAACACCAAAAUAUAUUGUGCCAGGCCUGGUGCAAGGCUUUGGGAAGCAAACUUGGAAGCCAAAGUCUUGACUACGUAUCAGUUUAAAGGGGCCUUAAAGGCUGAGUCAUCAAAAGUGCUGGUGAUUGGGUGCGAAGAAGAAAGCACCCUCAAAAUCACCCAAUCGCAAGGGUCCUUGGACCAAUUUAAUUUUCAAAAGAUUUACUGUUUGGGAGAAAGAUUUGUGCUCACCUAUUAUUUGGAUAAAUUAUAUGUUUUUGAUCCUGUUGAGGGUAAAUUGGCCUUUUGGAUUGGAUUUGAUUGUGGAAUUAAGGAUGUGGCUUUUAUUGGGAAUGGGCAGGUUUAUGUUUGGAAGGAUAAUUUGGAAAUUAGCGUUUUGGCAGUACUACAGCUUGAAACUCUAAUCCUAUCCACCUUGUACAAGAAGCAGUUUUACCUUUGCACCGAAAUCUGUUUGGAAUACUCUGAGGCUGUCUUGAAGCUACUAGAAACUUCCAAAAAACUGUAUCUGUUAUCAGCCCUGGCAACCAAAAUCAGUGAUAACGAUUUGCUGCCAAAACUGGGACCAAUUUUUGCUAAAAUCAAGCAAACCAACGAGAAAUUUUUGAGAAAUCCUCAAAAAACAAACAACAUUGUGGUUGUAGAUAAUUUAUACUCAACAAAACCUGCAACAAUACCUACUAUUAUUGAAGACAAAAACAAAGAUUUAAAACUAAUGCUAAAACAAUACAACUUAAACAAAACCCAUAAGACAAUCGAUAUACCAGAAGUCAGCAACCUACUCAAUAAUUUCAGCAAUAAACAAGAACUAUUUAUAUUGUUUAAACAAUUUGCUGAAUAUGUUAAAGCAGAAUUAAACGAAGACUCUAUUGAUUGGUGCCAAAACCAAUACUUAAAGCAAAUUUCUCAAAGAAAUAUCUCAGUAAAAGACUUAGACCAGGAAAGCUUUGAGUUUCUCAUUGAAGCUGUAACAAAAUCUAAUAAUUUGAUUAAUUUUUCAUGCCCUUGCGGCUAUCCUUUGCCUAAAUGUCACAAAAAUGCCCCCAAUUUUUACAAAACUGCUUUGGAUUUAUUUAAUUCCAGAAAAAUCAAUACUGAACAGAUUCUCAAGUCAAUUCCCUAUUUGUGGAGGUACAAAAUCAAGACUGAAAUAUACGGAUUAAAUAUACCAGCCUUAAUUCAAUAUAGUAAUUUGGAUUUAUUCAAGGAAUAUACAUUGGAAUUAGUGUAUGAUAACUGGCACGAUGUUUUGGGCUAUUUUGUCAAGCUAAACAAAUCCAUAUGCCUGAAUUGUGAUAAGAGAAUUGAUAUUGAGUCUGUGUUGAGUUGGACUGAAGUAGCAAAAGUUAUAGUGCAAUCGCUUGGGUCAAAAAACGGUAUAAAAAUUUUGGAAAAGUAUGAGAAAUUUAUUCCAAAUGGGGCCUUAGAUGCUGGGUUUUAUCAACUUUGUGUAUUUGCUCAUAGUUUCAAGGAUGAAAAUAAAAUGAAGCGUGAUGUGCCUUUUAGGUUUUACAAGGAGUUGAAUAAGGAAGCCUUAGGACAGUUACAACAAUGCAUGGCAAACAAUUUCAAAAGAAAAUACACCAGUGUCAAAGCCAGCUACUACGAGUUUGUACCCGAAAAAUCAGGCCUGUGCCAGCUAUGCAACCUCCCAUUAAAAAACGACAUUUUGUUUGAUUGCAUUAAACCUUGCAGCCACAACUUUCACAAGUUUUGCUAUGAAAGAAACGAUAAUUCUUGCAACAUUUGUAAUAAUAACUGAUUUAUUUUUAUAAAAUAAUAAAGGAACAUAUUUUUUGUAUAUAUUUAUUCUAGCCCUAAAACAUAAUUUAUCCCUUGCACUAUGAAUAGUACCAAAGGCUGCCACGCUACCAGCCACCUGAUCCAGUCUAGCAGCUGCCCAAAAAGCAUGUGAGGCUUUUCCCAUGGGUUGGAAAAUAUUUUCUUCAAGUCUACUUUUUCUUUGCAGUAGGGGCAAGUUUGUUUUUUGCCCACUAUGCACCAGCCUCUAAUACAAAACUCGUGAAACACAUGUUCACAGCUUAGUUGAUAAGUAUUUUCAAUAACUCCUUCUUCAUCUGCUGCUACUAGAAGUUUGUUGCCGCAAAUGGCACAAACAUUGGGGUCUAGGUUUUUGGUUGGAAUGCCUUGAGGUGAAUAGUAGCCUAUGUGCGAGGCCAUUUUGUCUGCGCAUAUUUCAGAAAUGUCUCUGCCUAAUACUCCAUAGUAGAGGCCGUAGAAAAUAAAUAAGAUUGCAACAUCCAUCCAAAUGUCUGCUUUGGUAUUGAAGACUAGAUUUAUUCCAAAAAAGGUUGCCAUCAUUACUAUGUAGCCAAUGAUGCCUAAUAGAUAACUUAGUUUGUAUAGCAGGAGGAACCAUUUGUAUACUAG
Molecule: messenger RNA, 3180 nt
Organism: Ceutorhynchus assimilis (cabbage seed weevil)
Lineage: Eukaryota; Metazoa; Arthropoda; Insecta; Coleoptera; Curculionidae
Source: the annotation of a GenBank genome assembly